AUGAAAAAUACUAUUUUUAGAUUUAAUUAAUUUUCUAUUCCAUUCCAAAGAAUACAAAAAUUGUAAUAUAACUUCAGCUUGAGUAAUUAAGAUGUCAGGUAGAAUAUUAAUAAAUUAAUUGAACUAAAUGAAUAGCAACUGAAUUCAAUAAACUAAAUAGAGAAAGAAACAAUGUCUAUAUAAAUAGAAGCUAUUGAAAAUAAUUUAGUGUAAUAUUUAUAAUCAUUCUUAGAACAUUAGAAAUAGCCAUACUAUUUAUUUAGAAAAAAUCUUGUUUAAUUAGCAUUUUACACUUAUUACAAUAGUAAAUUUGAUAAAUGCUAACAAUAUCUUUCUUAUGCUAUAUCUGGUGAUUAUGAGAAUACAUAUUAAGGUGAGUUAAUGAAACAGUUAUUUUUAGCAGAAUUGACAGGAAUUCAAUUUAGGAUUAAUUAUCACAAUUAAGAAUUAGAAUUGGCAGAAAAAUCAUUGUCUCAUUGGAAAAAUAUUAUUGAAAAUCAUUGCAAUUUUUAUAGAAAUAUGAAAAAUAACCAAAAAUUUGAUCUGAUAGAAUUUUUUGAGAACAUGGAAAAUGUCCAUCUUCAUUAAUACAUUGAGACUUUAGUAGUUGCUGGUUAAAUAUAAUAUAAUAAAGGAUUAUACACAUAAUCUAUUUCUAAAUUCGAACAAGCUGGAGAGAUAAUUGAAUCAACUCUUAAAUUUAUUGAAUUAGAAAAUAAGCAGGAGAAAAACCUAAGUGUAGAUAACAAGAGUUAUCAAGAUUUUUACAUCAAUUAAUUAAGGAGGUUGUUUUCUAAAUCAUAUAUCCAAUAAAUUAAAUUAGCAAUACUGAUGAAUGAUUUUUACUAAGCUGAAAAAUUAUACAAAAAGGGAAUUGAAUUUACACCUCUAAAAUACCAAGCAAUUUAAAUUGAAAUCUAGAAUUUUGAUAUUUAAUUUUAUUUGGGAUAAUCGGAUGAGGUUUUAGAAUCAAUUUAAUCAAGAAUAGAAUAGGAAAUGUCUAAAAUGUAAGAUAGCCUAGAAACAAAAGAUAAUAAAGUAUAAUUUAGAUACGGAUAACUCUGA
Paramecium tetraurelia is the source of this 1065-nucleotide messenger RNA. RefSeq lists its product as uncharacterized. NCBI's taxonomy places the organism in Eukaryota, Ciliophora, Oligohymenophorea, Peniculida, Parameciidae. The transcript is spliced from 3 exons. The record is from RefSeq and is a predicted model, not a curated record.